AUGGGAAUAUACUUAUUUUCACUUUUUGGCUUACUAUGUGUGAAAGGCCAUAGUUUGGGUUUAGAUAGCAAUAAAAUUGGACAAUGUACGUAUAAAGGACAAGUAUAUAACGAUGGAGAAAUCAUCCCAAGUGAUCCGUGUCAGCCAAGGAAAUGCAUCAGUGGGUAUGUACCACUGGCGUUUGUAGACUGUAUAAAUCCACAAUGUGUAGACUUCGUCAUCAAAUCAGGUGAAUGCUGUGCAACCUGCCCUACAGGAAUGAAUUGCCGCCUACCUAAUGGAACUCUUAUGCCUGGAAAAGAAAUCAGAAUUAUGCCGGAUGGAAAAACGUGUAGAUGUGUUCAUACAUUUGGUUUUGGCAAGGAACCUCAUAACCCAGAUGCACUGUGUACAUUUUUAGACCGACAAAUUUCCAUGUAG
Molecule: messenger RNA, 420 nt
Organism: Lottia gigantea (owl limpet)
Lineage: Eukaryota; Metazoa; Mollusca; Gastropoda; Lottiidae
Exons: 3
Coding region: 1-420 (139 amino acids)
Biological process (GO): negative regulation of BMP signaling pathway
Cellular component (GO): AMPA glutamate receptor complex
Source: RefSeq, a predicted model, not a curated record